Molecule: messenger RNA, 3205 nt
Organism: Ceratina calcarata
Lineage: Eukaryota; Metazoa; Arthropoda; Insecta; Hymenoptera; Apidae
Product: neurotrimin
Exons: 8
Coding region: 160-1077 (305 amino acids)
Cellular component (GO): neuron projection
Source: RefSeq, a predicted model, not a curated record
UCGUUACAGGUCGCGUGGCUGCGAGUGGAUACGCAGACGAUAUUAACGAUAGCGAAUCACGUUAUCACGAAGAACCAUCGGAUAGCCGUUUCUCACAGUGACCACCGGACGUGGUACCUUCAUAUACGCGAGGUAAAAGAAUCCGACAGGGGAUGGUACAUGUGUCAGAUUAAUACGGAUCCCAUGAAGAGUCAGAUCGGCUACCUCAAAGUAGUUGUUCCUCCAAACAUUUUGGACUAUGCGACAAGUACUGACAUGGUGGUGCCAGAAGGAGACAAUGUGACUUUACACUGCGCGGCGACGGGAUUACCGGAACCCAACAUCACCUGGCGUCGCGAGGACGGCAAGCAUAUACUCCUUGGGAACGGCACAGAAGUCAUGAACGUCGACGGGCCGAACUUUAACAUCACCAAAGUGAGCCGGACGCACAUGGGCUUUUAUCUUUGCAUCGCGUCCAACGGAGUGCCGCCCUCAGUCAGUAAAAGGAUCAAGCUGAUUGUUCACUUUCCGCCUAAGAUUUGGGUAAAGAACCAAUUGGUCGGAGCUCAGGAGGGGCAGGAGUUGACUCUGGAAUGCCGUUCUGAGGCUAAUCCUAAAUCCAUCAAUUAUUGGACAAGGGAUAAAGACGAAAUAGUUCCGCAAGGAGGCAAGUACGAUCCGAUACUGGAGGACGACGAAUACAGGGUUCACAUGAAAUUGACAAUAAAUUCCGUGGGUCCAUCGGAUUUUGGAUCGUAUAAAUGUGUCUCCAGAAAUUCAUUAGGAGACACUGAUGGCACCAUCAAAGUUUAUCCACGAACACCGAUGUCGAACUCCAGUAGAGGCAAUACCAAGUACAAAGGUAAACUGAAACAUAAUUUUGGGAACGAUAUUUUUGAAGGCAAUCAGGAUAUGUUGAAGGACAGGGAUUCGAAGUUGCGGGGUCGUAAGGAAACCAAUGGACACGAGGGAGACGACUACGACGAUUCCGGCGCGUCGUCGUUUCACGGGAAUUCUUUCAGUUUGAUUCUAGCCCUGGCAACGUUCAUCGUUUACCUCUACCAUCAUCCCCAAUUAAGGACAUUGCAUCCAGCUUGAAAAUUGGCUUUAAUCGCGCCAGCGCGUCGUCAGAUUCUGAUCUCGAUCGCGACUCAUCGAACAUUUGUAAAUCCACUUAGAAAUCCAUCGCUCAGGGACUCCAUACCGAGGAUAUAAAUCGAAUCAUUAAAACUGCGCUGACCAUUCACACUGUAUUAUAAACGCGACAUUAUUAACAUAAUUGUCAUCGCCGUGUAACGACGCUAGCUUAAUCGUGGGGAACCGAUUGUAGCGAGCAAUAAAGUAAACCCAACAGAAAUGAACAAGAUCCUGUGCUGGAAUUGAAUUUGUAAGCGUCUUACGUAUCGUGUAACUAUGCGUAGCGAGCCUAGAUCAUGCUCAAUGGUAAUUGUCGUUGUACUUUCGAGCUAGUCAGUAACUAAUCCCAAACUUGUAGCUUUUACUUGUACGUUUUCAGUUAAGUUAGCCAUGUGUGAUCCGUGUUUGAAUCAAUCGUAGAAUCGACGUCAUAAUUAAUAAUGAAUUGUUUAAACGCGUACUUCUAUCAUAUAUUAUUUAUAAAUUAAUAAUUAAAAAUAAUAUAUUAAUAAUUAAUUUCUCAUUUUUCGUAAGUCAGAUAAUUUACACAAAUUAUAUAUUUCAAAAUAUUGUACACGAUUAAACUUUGAUCGUUUUUAAUUGUAAGAGUCUAAAAUUAAUUUUGCGACCGUAUAAUAGGGAGUGCUUAAAUACUGUAGCAGUGACUCGUGUUUGUAUCGAGGACAGUGUUUGCCAGAGGAAAUCGAGCAAUUAUCAUCUGUAUGUACAUAUACAUAUACGCCCGUCAUAUAUGUAUAGUAUAUUAUAUAAAAUAAUGUAAUACGGCCCAUAUAUUUGUAUAGCAUGUCGUAUACGUGUAUAUAACGUAACUAUACAUAGUAAUGUUAGGUAAUAGUAUUGUCCAAAGACUGAGAACGUCGUUUCGACGCUCUUCAACUGUGCGUUUAAGUAAAAUUACGUACAGCUGAAACCGAGUUCACCCCCGGGGGCCAUGGAGAUCAUGACCAACAAACAUGUACAGCGGCAAAGUGACGGAAGAAUCAAGACCUUUUUAACUGCCCUAAGAAAAUCGUUUCGGAAGAGUUAGGAAAAGACACGAGUAUCAAAGAAUUAAAAAAUUGAAAUCCAUAAAAUUGGGACGAAGUAUGACUCCUUACAUGAACUGAAAUUUCAAGACAUCCUUCAAAAACUCAUGCUUUUCCAAAGGUGUAAUAAUGAAUGUUAAAUUUUUAUAACAACGUUCCCUGAGACAGAUUUGAAGAUCUUAUGAAAAUACCAUUAACUCUAUUACAUAGUCUACAAACGUAAUGCAAAUUGAGAGUGUAAAUUGAAACUUGUAGACUUGACAAAGUAAUCUAUUGAAACAGAGGUUUAAUGGUUUAAAUAAAAUAAAUGUAAAGAGUGCGAGGCUUUAUAGGCAUUAGAAUUCAAUUACAAUUUCAUGUGAAGAUUAUGAAUGUACGAUCUGCUGAGGUUUAAUAUUAAUUAAUACCGUAAUUCCUUAAUUUUCAUUUCGCAUAUAAAGCGUAAUCUAUUAAUGUCCUGCAAAUGACUGUUUAUUUGUCGCGUUGUAUAUAGUGAUACAAAACCGUGUCGUAAAUAAAAAAACGUAAGAGUAAAUUGAUUCGGAAGUUAUGGAACUGAAGCUAAAACAUAUCGGAAUAUCGAUUAUUUAUUAAAAUUGACAUAUCCACGUCUAAAAUUGAUUUCUUCAUAGAUAACUUACACUCCAUUGCAUUUGUCAAUUGAAUUAACUAUCCAAUAAGUACCAAAUUUUCAUUUGUACAAAUAACAAAUUGUUACUGAUUGCCAUAAUCGGGUGUAAUGUUACGUUGUGAACGUAGACAAACUUUUAUAUCACCUGCAUUGUAGAUACCAUUGUAAUCAAUGUUGAAUGAUCGAUGUAAUUAAAAUAAUUUGUAAUGCGGAGCUGUGCGAAUCGAAUCAUACGAUGCUUAAGCAUAUACGAGCAAUCAUAAACGAAUGAGGAUGUACUACGUUACAUAGUGUACAGAUAGACUGCAUUUUCUCCUGCUGUAGCGAUUAUGUAUGCCUCUACGAUACACGAUAUAGCGCAUUAAUAUACAUAUAAAUGAAGAUAAAUAGAAUUCUUGAACGUUUGUACAUA